Moesziomyces aphidis is the source of this 3987-nucleotide messenger RNA. NCBI's taxonomy places the organism in Eukaryota, Fungi, Basidiomycota, Ustilaginomycetes, Ustilaginales, Ustilaginaceae. The record is from the annotation of a GenBank genome assembly.
AUGACAGCAUGGACUCUCGUCCAGAUCAUGCGCCAAAGCGUCCGCUCUCGCUCAGGCUCGCUUAGCAUCGGCGGAAAAGGCGAACUAGAAACAGCACAGCACUCAGCCUUGCCGCUUACUCCGCUACCUCGGUACGAGAUGGGCGAUCGCGAGGCUCCGAUCAUUCUGGGGAUCCUUGCUUCUCAUGACAAGCUCUAUAUCCCAAAGUCCGCCGCUUCGGGCGUUGCAGGUUUCGCCCAACUGAGCUCGCAACAUCAAGGCGCGGACGGCAAAUCGUGGGACUUCGCCCUGCAUCAAGCUCGCGUGCCGAGUGCUCGAGCGACGGCGAGAUGGGCGCUGUUGCUCGCGAUCUUGAAGGCACACACGGACGUUCGCGAUCCCAUGGCUUCGUCGUCAUCGUGCCUGCUUGUUCGCAGAUCUCAAGUCGGACCUUCCAUGCCGUCUCGCUUUGCAUCUCGUCCGUCCAUUGCGCCGCCGACGAAUCUGGGGUCGGAGCUGCACGGCAAAGUUCGAGGGUCCCUGCUUCGAUGCCACGGCAAUGUCGUGGGCCCUGCUGUUCCUGCAUCGCUGCAUUAUUUUCUGCCUCGAUCGUGCCUCGCGCCCUCCACCCGCCAAAACGGUCGUCUGGAAUCCGAGGUAUCCGCGCCGCACGAUCCAGGAUCGUCCGUUCCAGUUUCAUCGACACACGGUCUCCAGCCGAUCCGCCGAGACGGAACAAGAGCGGUGAAGUGUAUUGCCAUGCGCAGAAGGCAGCUUGCACUCGAAGUUGGGGCGUCUUCGGUGCUCGGGAAGCAUGAACUUGUGAGCACAAUUCUGCCUCGUCCCGCGCACUUUGACGUCUCCGUGACGACCAUGUCCGCUGGUACACACUCACGAAAUGCCGACCCAGCUUUGGGGACAGAUGCACCAACGCCCGAUGCUUCCGUCCAUCAUGAACAGCGUCGUAUAGGCAACAUCUGUGCCAUCCUCGUUCGCAAUCUCUCACUGAGACCAACACGCGAUCGUGCGCUCCAGACCCUUGCUUCCGAGCGCCCCGGCGGCUCGAGUCGCUACCACACAACCUCAGACGAUGCCGAUCUGACGCUCAGUCUUGCGCGGUCCAACAGCAAAGGCAAAAGCAAGGCACAGACUGAAGUCGCGCAUCCGCGCCGCAGGAGUGCCAGCUGGAGUCGGCUCGAUCCAAACUCGUCCGGCGAUCCGUCGGCAGACGAGCUCGACGACGACCUCGCAUCUCCCGUGACUGCGAGCAGAACACUUGCAGCAAGGAAGCGUAGAGACCCACGUGGACGCCCUGCCGUCCUUGCCAAUCGUCGCCGCACGUCGGAUCACGAGCUGACACCGGCCAGCAGCGCGCAUUCGGUAGGCUCCGCCGACAGUUUACACGCAGAGGCGAGCCCGCGUCCAAUUCUCAAACGAUCCUCCAGCACUCGCGAUGGCAGGGAUGCGAGGAUGCAAUCCGGAUCCCCAAGCAAUUCGUCUACAUCUGGCUUCCUCGACGAGCUGGGCGCCAACACGACCAUGCUAUCGCGCUCCGACUCGCGCAGCUCCUCACACUCGUCGCACACCAUCCGCAGGCCGUCACAUCGCGCCAGGACCACCAGCAUGACAUCCUCCGGCAGCUUCCGUAGCGUUCGCUUUGACGAAAGCCAAAUGGGCUUAUCAGAUGAUACGCGGCGUCCGACGCGCGCCUCGGGCCGCAUCCAUCCCUCCUCACGCUUCUCGCUCUUUUCGCACAAGAGCCUCGCGCAGAUCAUGCAAGAGCGCAUGCUCGAAUGCUACGUAGAGCUCUCCGUGGUCGACAGCGACAGUCCGACUGACAAGGCCGCAAAAGCAGCAGCAUCCAAGAAUGUCUUUUACCGCAGCCCGAACUCCAAACCCGGCCUACAUCACUCGUGGGGCUAUCAAGGGGGUGAUUCGAUCCUGCCGCAGCGCGAUUUCAACUUGUCGCCAGGCACGCUGUCACCAGCUGCGCCUCUGGAAGCCUCUCAGCUUCGAAUCGCAGUAUGGGCGCGCCCGCCGCCUGCACCUCUGGCAGGUGCCACUUCAGACAAACUCGCCUCAACACGAGCAGCGGAGGAGUGGAAGCUGGUGUGCCAAUCAAGCGUCGAUCUGCGCGACCUUGAGCCGCUCUCAGCAAACCUGCAAGACGCUUCGCUUAGCGUCCCACCCAACUCGAUUGUGCUUGGCCUGGCGCUGGGCGCCAACUCGCUCUCAGGUCGUGCAAGUCUGUCACCUGCAGCACCGAGCUUGGAGUCCGAAGCAGCCAAGUCGACAGCGAAAGAGGGCAAGAAGGCAGAGCCCACACUAACGCGCAAACCCAGCGAGAGAGAAGCGGAGCGGACGCGUCGCAUCUUAGAGAGCAUCGUCUACUAUACAGUCCCGCUCGACUCCAUCAUUAGGCCAACAGAUACGGGUGCCGUCAGUGGCGCCAGUCCGUCAUCAGCCAUGGGCAAAGCCAAGCCCCGAUCGCCGAGUCUUCCACGUCGAACUUCUCGGGAUGGAUAUGCUUCCGACCCCGAGAACACACCGGUGCGGAAAACAACUCCCGACAGUGCAAAAGGCCCACACGCACAGACAGAGGUGUCCAACACCGGCCUUGCGACUUCUCCGGCCGCGGAGCUUGUGCUUCCAGGCGCUGCCGAGACGCGAAGGCGCGAGAGACGCAAGGCAUUUGAGGAAGAGCAGCGACGAGCGCUCGAGCUCAGCCUCCGCGAGACCAAGAUGAUGCCGAGCUACAGCCUGGAUCAGGCGCGGCACGUGGCUCGAAAGCAGGCCGAGCUCAGGGCGAUGUUUGCUGCAGUGGAAGCGCUGAGGCAGCAGAGCGGUAGCAUGCUGCGGGAGCCUUCUGGACAAAUACAGCUCCGGCUCAAGCGGGAGCAGCAAGCAGCACGAUGCGAGGACGUGCGGCGAUUGGCCAGCGACGAGGUGCGCGAGCUCGAGCGGAGGAAGGCCGAGCUCGAGUCCAAGAAGGCGGCUCUCGAGGCGCGGCGUAAUGCGAUGCGUGCAUCUGGCGCGCUCUUCGAGGCCGCACAGCGUACGGACAAGCAGCUUCGAGACGAGCUGAGCGCGCUGCGCAGCAUACGGGCCGAUGUGUCGCUCGAUGUCCACUCGCAGCAAGCGUCGUUGUUGCGCGAUCUCGAGAUCAUCUUCCCCGUCGAGUUAUCCGACGCAUCGUCACUGCUCUUCUCCAUCUGUGGCCUGCCGCUGCCCAACGCUGUUGCAUCGCUGCCGCCCGCCGAGCUUGCGCAUGAGGAGAAGCGGUGGAAGGACACCGUAAGACACCACGUGCCUGCAACGACUCGACCCAUCUUCCAUCCAUUCGACGACGAUACGAUCAGCAGCGCAUUUGGCAUGGUGGCCCAGCUGGUGCUGCUGUUGAGCACGUAUCUGGCCACGCCGAUCCACUACCCGCUGGCAACGGCGGGCAGUCGAGCCGUGGUGCAGGACGGCAUCUCGCUCAUGAGCGGUCCGCGCGCCUUCCCGCUGUAUGCCAAGGGCAUGGAGAGGUACCGAUACGAGUAUGCGGCAUUCUUGCUCAACAAGGACAUCGAACAGCUCAUGAAUGUUCACUCGGUCACCGUUAUCGAUAUAAGGCAUACACUGCCCAACAUCAAGAACCUCAUGGUCACUGUCGCCGCGGCUCCACCUACCAGCCAUACGACGCGCAGGAGUCAUAUUGGCAAGAACGAGAUCGCGCUGCGCUCGGCGGCGGUUUCGCUGCCUCCUGUGAAGGACGAUGCCGGACAUGAGGCCGGGACGAGCCAGCAAGCGAAGCGCGGAACAGGGCUGGGGAUCGGGCUGCCAAAGCUCCCAGGUGCAGCGCAGCAGGCUGGCGAGGCCGAGGCGACGGCAGACAAACUCGUCACGACCCGUGUCCUUGGUGCGCCGUCCAAGCCCGCCGCCACCAAUGCCACAGCCAGCGGCGCGAUCGCGUCCGUCUCGCGUGCAUUCAGCUACUUUAGUGGCAGCGGUGGUAGCACGUGCUGA